Molecule: messenger RNA, 387 nt
Organism: Aureobasidium namibiae CBS 147.97
Lineage: Eukaryota; Fungi; Ascomycota; Dothideomycetes; Dothideales; Saccotheciaceae
Product: Sm-like ribonucleoprotein
Exons: 2
Biological process (GO): nuclear-transcribed mRNA catabolic process; P-body assembly; mRNA splicing, via spliceosome
Cellular component (GO): spliceosomal tri-snRNP complex; P-body; U6 snRNP
Molecular function (GO): U6 snRNA binding
Source: RefSeq, a predicted model, not a curated record
CUCCCUCUUGGACUUCUUACUGCCGCCCAGGGCCACCCUAUGCUGGUCGAGCUCAAGAACGGCGAAACAUUGAACGGCCAUCUGGUUAGCUGCGACACAUACAUGAACCUUACACUCAAGGAAGUCAUUCAAACGAGUCCCGAAGGCGAUCGCUUUUUCAGACUGCCCGAAUGCUACGUCCGCGGAAACAACAUCAAAUACCUGAGAAUGGAAGAUGAAAUCGUGGAUCUCGUCAAGGACCAACAAGCCAGCCAGCAAGCGGCCAGGGGAGGUCGCGGAGGUGGCCAAGGAGGAAGAGGCGACCACAGCGGACGCGGAGAGCGCGGCGGCAGAGGCGGACGUGGCGGUCGUGGCAGAGGUGGUCGCGGAGGUCGUGGCGGUGGUUGA